AUAUAAUUUCUCGUUAGAAAAUGCACAGCCCCAAACUAAAACAAAAAAUAAAAACCGAAUCCUAGUCUUCUUCGUUCGUCUCUCCCUCUCAUCUUCUUUUGUCCGACGACCGACCGGCACCCUGGCGUGCCACUAACGCCACUGCGGGCCUUCUUCGUUGCCGUCAGCUUUUCGCUUCUUCGUUGACUUCACGCCUAACGCCCCACUGGAAUCAUCUUCUUCGUAUAUUUGUGCUUCUUAAUUGAUUGAUUGUCUCUGAGGGGAGGAUGGGAACCAAGUAUGUGCAUAAGAGUGCUAAGUACAAGACCUCAGUUAAGGAUCCUGGCACACCCGGAGUUUUGGAAAUGGUAUUGGUCUGAAGUUUAUUAUUCUUGUGCCUGAUUGUCUACCUAUUUAUUACCUUCGUUUUUGUUCUCUUUCAAUUAAUUAUGUACUGAUGAUUUAAUUGUAUUUGAUGACCUACUCUACCAUUGUCUUAAAGAGUAUAUGUUUAUGUAUUUUGUUGAACUGAGUUUGUAAGACAAUGUUGAAAUGGUGCAAGUGAUACAAAAAUGAUUUGUUUGAGGGUUUUCAGGUUCAUUUUUCUAACUUUGUAUGCGAAACAUCUUCUUAUGUUGUUGCUAGGAAGUAUGGACACAUGUUAGACACAGGUAUCUUAAAAAUGCUUAAGACAAGUGUUCAACAUGCAGAAAUUUGUGUUCUUCGGUCUCUUUUAUCGAUAAACUAAUAAUGUGACUAAAACUCAUAGUAGAAAAGGAGUUACAACAAGCAAAUAAAACAAGGAACAAGAGGUACACCUGUGCAUCUUAACUAGGUUGACACCUACUUAGCGCCCUCAUCAUGUCCAAACAAUCUAUAAGAAAGAAGGAUAAAAAAACUUUUUUUUUGAAAGAGGUAAGUUCUCUCCCCUCUCUUCUCUCUCCUCUCCUUUCUCCUCUUCUUUCUCCUCUCUCCUUUCUCCUCCCCUUUCCGGUAGCUGGGUUCUUCAGCACACCUUUCCGACAAGUUUCAAAACUCAACAUGGAGGUUGUCAAUUGCAAAAUCGAUUAGUCACACUACUGCAUUUGGAAAGAGGAUGAUUGUUGUUUUAUUGAAGAUGUAGAAGCCUGUAAAAGCAUUUCUCUUUUCGAUAGCCAACUUAUAUGGACUUAGUAAUAACUGGCUUACUCAAAACUCAAAUUGACGGUCAUUUUAGAAAAUUCGGGGACAUUGACAGAGGAAGAUUGAGAAUAUUGAAGUUUCUAACUAAGUCCGGAUGGGUUCUAAGUUGCGAUCACUGGCCAUAUUUAGGGGUCUUUUCAAUAUAAGAUUGUGCUCGGGAAAAGACCAACAAGGAUGGUUGUUGUUAUGGAAGAUGUUGGGAAAAAUUUGUUGAAAAAUUGGAUUAUGUUAGAUGGUGUUCGGGUAAUAUCUCCAGGAUUCCUUCUCUGCAUUUGGUAGAAAAAAUAAGUUAUGUCGAAAAGAUAAAGUCUAGUCAUUCUAAUUCUCUAGCCCCAAGGUCCAAGACUAAGGAAGUCGGUUAGGAUCUUAGUCAAAAAAGAAAGUUUCAAGUGCCCAACCAUUCUUCCCCUCCAUAACAAAAGCAGUGGUUGAUCAAGAACCAUGAAGUUACUAAGGUCAAAUUUGAAAACCUAUGGAUUACAUCAAAAUUAUUUGCUUCAAAUGACUGGAGACUGAUCCGUAAGAGGUUGGAAGUUCUUUUCCAAACGAAAAUUGUUAUAUAUCCUUUAUUUGAUGAGAACGCCCUCAUUAGUAUCGGUCAAGAUCAAUCUUAGACUUUAUCCGUGAGGAAGGAAAAUGGCAGGCUUGGGGAAUUUCCACCUCAAAUUCGAAAGAUGGGAUAACCUCAAACACAGACGACCACUUGUUCUAAAAGGCUACGGUGGUUGGCUCAAAAUAAAAAACCUUCCUCUAGAUUACUGGUGUAGAAGUACCUUUGAGGCUACUGGGGAUCACUUUGGAGGUCUUAUAGACAUAGCCAAUGAAACUCUGAACUUAACAAAUGUUAGUGAUUUCCAAAUUUAGGUAAAGAACUUAUGUGGCUUUGUGUCGUCAACGAUUAAAAUUACUCACAUAAAGAUAGGAAAUAUUUACCUACAUUUUGGUGACUUUGAAUUUCUAAAUCCUCCUAGACCUUCCGAAGUUCCUAUCUUGCUGGAUAAUUUUAAAAAUUCUAAUCUUCGAUUGAGAAUUGGAGAUGUUUUGCUUGAUGAAUAUUUUGAUCCUUCCUCCUUUCCAUCCGUAUCAAAUGUUCUGAAAUAAGUGUUUGCAACUCUUCCCAGAAGUAGAAAUCCAUUUGAAAUUUUGAAGCUUUUUCUGUCCAUCCCACUGACGUAGAAGAAAACAGAGGCCAACAAUCAGGUUGAAAGUGAAUUAAUUGCACGGGCAACUAAAACGGUGCCUUCUUCAAUACUGCCGAACCCAAGAUAAACAGCUGUUGCAAAAUGGCAGUGGGGCCCACUUCUAUAGAUUUUGCUUUCAAAAUUCCAGUAGCCGAAGAGUCAUUAAUUGAGAGGAUUAAAUAAAAUACGGCCCACUUCAUUAUCAUUAUGAGUAAUUACAAAAUUUGCUCAAAUUUACUAUUGACAACUCGGCACAUUUAAAGCAAAAAACAUUACAGAAUGCUUCAGCAAAAGAAAUUUCACACUCUGUUAGUAUAGGAGCCCAACUUUCUCUAGGUUUUGGAAUUUCCAACCGUUUCAAGUUUGCGAAAGCAAGUAAACCCACCCAUGCUCCAAAAAUUCUCAAGCAUUACAUCCGGAAGCAAACCUCUUUCAAUAAUGUUUCGACUGCCCUACUAAAGUCAGAAUUAAAUGGGGUUUGUGACCUUAAAGUCCCCCUUCAGACUCUUUUCGGAAUCACUCCCUCAAACACUCCAAUUCUGAUAAAAACCCGGAUCUCCUGGAAGUGUACAGCUUUAAAGCUCAGGCCCUGAAUGCUUCUCUAGGUUAGUAAACGCAGAUUCUCCAUCUAAGCUUUCUAAUUUUUCUAAAUCCACCAUGGCUUCUAUACUGCGAGGCUCCCCCUGCAAAGUUGACAAUUCUUUUAAGAAGCAGUUUGAUUUAUUAUUUUCUAUUAGUGUUAGUAGUGAAGAAUCAGCCGGUACUCUCAAUGCGUAUGACCUUAAAUUGGACUCAGAAACUGAAGGGGUAGAUCUUAAUGUUCUGUUUAAUGAUGAUGGCUUCCCUCCAAAUAAAGUUUCCUUGGAUCUGCCAAAGGAUUUGACGUCAAUAGUUAAUGUGGAAUUAUUUUGGCUUAAAUUAGCAGGCCAACCUUCCUAUUCCUUCUACCUUUCUCAAAGAUUGUCUCGAGGUAUUCGUCAAGGGGACCCUCUUUCCCCCUUUUUAUUUCUCUUAGUAAGUGAAGUUCUAGUAGCAAUCAUAAACAAACUCUACAUUAAUGGGCAGUUCGAAGGUUUUCUUGUUGGCAAGGACGAUCGAUCUCCUUUGCUCCAAUUCGCCGAUCGCACUCUUCUGUUCUAUAAGUAUGAUGAGAAGAUGCUACUUAAGCUUAAGGAUGCCAUUAGGUUAUUCGAAUGGUGUUCGGGCUGAAAGUAAAUUGGGAGAAAUCAGCCCUUAGCGGUAUUAAUGUGGGUGAGGAUGACUUGGUACAAACAGUGAAUCGUCUAGGUUGCAAGGCAGAAAAGCUACCGUUUCUAUGUUUAGGUCUACCGUUAGGAGGCUAUCUUUGGCAAAAGGAGCUUUGGCAACCAGUUAUAGAUCGAAUCUACGAGAAUUUAGAUUGAUGGAAAAGAUAUAACAUCUCUAGAGGAGGUUGACAUACCUUGUGGACUUCAGUUAUGUCUAGUCUUCCUACCUAUUAUCUAUCUUUAUUUUCAAUCCCUGAAAAUGUGGCUGCCUCUUUGGAGAAAAUCAUGUGGAACUUCUUUUGGGAAGGUUAUGCUGGUAGCAAAAUUAACCACCUUGUCAAUUGGAACAAGGUCUCAUCACCUCUAAAAAAUGAGGUCUCGGCUUAGGUGGAAUUAAAGUUCAUAACUGCUUUGCUCGCUAAGUGGGGGUGGAGAUUCUCAAAGGAAGAGUUAGCUCUUUGGAGAUAAAUAAUUAGAAGCAUCUAUGGUAAAAAGCCUGGUUUACAAAAGGAAAAUCCAGUAACAGUCUAAGGAGUUCUGGGUAAGCAUUGCUAGAGUUUGGAGGUCGGUAGACUCAUUAGCCCUAUUUAAACUUGGUAAUGGUCAUAGAAUCGGUUUUCCGACAGAUCUUUGGGUUGGUAACGCCCCUCUUAAGGAGCAAUUCUUCAAGCUCUUUAAAAUUGCUCUUUUGCCCAACGGUUCAGUUGCAGCACAUUGGGACUUUGAAACUUCAUCUUGGUCCUUGUCCUUUAGAAGAUGUUUGAAAGAUGAUGAAAUUGCAGAAUUUCAAUCUUUAUCAUCCCAACUAUCGUCUGAAAAAGUGAAUAAUUACGACGAUUAUAGAUCAUGGUCCAUUGAUCACCAUGAUCGGUUCACUGUUAAGUUUCGGCUCACCUAAAAUCUGCCUCUCCGAUGAAUAAACACCUUUUUACAGCUAUAUGGAAAUCAAGCAGCCCAUGGAGAAUUAACAUCUUGAUUUCGAUUAUGGUUUUUGGGUCCCUCAACUGUUUAGAAAUCAUGUAAAAGAAAUCCCCUAACAAAUGCCUCCUUCCUUCGAUUUGUCCUCUAUGUAUGAAGGCUAAUGAGGAUAUUCCUCAUCUUUUUAUGACCUGCCCCAUUUCAUCCUCCGGUUAGGAUAUUUUUCUUGUUCAAUUUUGAUUGGGUCUUUGAUUGAUCCCUAAGUGCCAAUGUGUUUCAACUUUUGUUGGGCCUGUCUUUACCCAAGAAAUCAUGUUUAAUAUGGGAAAAUUCGUCAAAAGUUCUCCUUGCAGAAUUAUGGUUCGAGCGUAAUCAACGAAUUUUCCAUGAUAAAGCAAGACCAAGGGCAGAAAUUAUUCGUUCAGUAGAUCAUAAUCUACCAAGCCAUAAUACUGCAGCUUGGUGCUCCUUAAAUAAGGAGUUUGAAAAUUAUUCCAUUCAAGACAUUUACCUCAACUGGACUGCUCUUCUCUCUCAACCUGCAUGUUAGUUGCUGAUUCAGUCUGUAGUUUGCAGAUUACUCAGUCUGAAGCUUCUUCACAGCAAACUUCCUUCUGCGUGCUGAAGGCUUGGUGGAUUGCUCCUUUGUAGCCUUAUAUUUUUGGUCCUUUAUUAUAUUAAGCUAGACGUUAUUUAACCUUUGCAAGUUUUGGCUUUGUAUGCUUUCGGGAUAUGAUGUUUGACACUAAGGGGGUGUCAAUCUGUUGAGAUGUCCGACUGUGCCUCUUGAUCCCUAGGUUUCCCAUGUUUUAGACUUCUUUAUUGCUCUCUUUGUAUAAUUUUGAGUUAUAUAUUUUUUGGCCUUCCCAGUUCGUUAAACUUGUUUACUGGUCCUUUAUUAUAUUAAUCUGGAUAUUAUUUAACUUUUGCAACUUUUGGUUUUGUAUGCUCGGGAUAUGAUGUUUGACACUGAGGGGGCGUCAAUCUAGUUGAGAUAUCUGGACGGAGUGCAAGUUUGUAUUUAGGCCCAGUGAUCCCACCUCAGCUUCUAAGCUUGACGUGGAGUUCAGAUUUAUUAAAGGCCACAAAAACACUAAGGAAGGAUCAAAUAAACCACCGUGGCUUAAUCUCACCAAGGACCAGGGUGGAAGUUACAUUUUUGAGUUUAAAAAUUUCUCAGAUCUUCAUGUCUGUCGCGAGUUUGUAGAGCUGCAGGUUCCUUGAUCUGAAAGAUGGUGAAUGGUUGUGAACUUUUCCAAUGGAUUGAUAAGCCCCUUGUUUAGUUUAACUAUUCCUGAGGCAAUUAGGACAAAGGGAUGAAGGGCGAGUGCCAUAAUCGGUUAACUUUAUAAGGGCACCUCAGACACACUACUUAGUAACAAGUUAGAGGGGAAAGGCAAGGAAGUUGGGUGGUUCAAUAAUAUGUUAAGAUUAGGGGAUGGCCAGCCUGAUGGUUUGGCAUCUGGUGCCUUCUCCAGGAAGUGCUUUAGCAAAGUUGGGAGACGCUGCACAAGCUCCCUCUGAGAGGCCUGUGGUGGCAUUUCCUCAUGAACAGCUCAGUAAAUCAGAAAUGGAACUUCGAAUGAGAUGUUUGCAAGAGGAUAGUGAACUGCAGAAACUCCAUAAACAAUUUGUAAUUGGUGGUGUGUUGACUGAAUCUGAGUUUUGGGCAGCAAGGAAGAAAUUACUGGAACGAGACAGCUCCAAAAAGUCAAAACAGCUGAUUGGUUUUAAGAGUUCAAUGGUUUUGGAUACCAAACCAAUGUCUGAUGGUCGGACAAACAAGGUUACAUUUAAUUUGACACCGGAGAUCAAAUAUCAGAUUUUUGCUCUGAAACCAGCUGUUCACCAGGCAUUCCUUAAUCAUGUUCCCAAUAAGAUGUCGGAGAAAGACUUUUGGACAAAAUAUUUUAGAGCGGAGUACCUUCAUAGUACAAAAAAUUCUAUUGCAGCGGCAGCAGAGGCUGCUGAAGACGAAGAACUUGCCCUUUUUCUGAAGGACGACGAGAUAUUGGCUGCUGAUACUCGGAAAAAGAUUCGGCAUGUUGAUCCUACAUUGGAUUUGGAAGCUGAUCUAGGAGAUGAUUACACACACCUUCCAGAUCAUGGAAUCUUUCGCGAUGGUGGCAAGGAAAUAACUGAAUCACAAAAUGAGCACUAUAGAAGGACUUUGUCACAAGACCUUAAUCGUCAAGGUGCAGUUGUUCUUGAAGGCAGAACUAUUGAUGUAGACUUGGAAGAUCCAAGGACAGUAGCAGAAGCACUUGUGCGGUCUAGACAUGCGGUAGAAGGAAAUGAGAGGCAGACAGCACUUGAUAGGAUCUCUAGGAUGACAGCGAUUGAGGAUCUUCAAGCACCUCAUAGCCAUCCUUUUGCUCCUCUUUGUAUCAAGGAUCCUCGAGAUUAUUUUGAUGCUCAACAAGCAAAUGCCAUUAAGACAUUGGAUGAUACACGAGCUGGAAUGCAACAAACUAAGUGCAGUUUAAGCACUACAGAAGCAUAUUGCUCACUGAGGGAAUCCAUAUCUGAGAUUAAGUCUUCUGGAUUCAAUCAUCCCAUAAUUAAGCCUGAAGUUGCACUUAUGGUUUAUAAUGGAUUAACUCAAAAUAUUUCUAGUACCAAAUAUCAGCUAGGGAAAAACCCUCAGGAGAGUAUUCUGGAGAGUUUACCAAACCCUACUAAGGAGGAACUUCUACACCAUUGGAUCUCGAUUCAAGAGUUACUCAAGCAUUUUUGGUCGUCUUAUCCAAUCACCACAUCAUAUCUUUAUACCAAAGUCAGCAGAUUGAAGGAUGCAAUGUCCAAAAUCUAUCGACAGUUAGAACAGGAGAUUAAGGAAACCGUGGUGGCAGACUUCCGCCACCAAGUAUCUCUUUUGGUUCGUCCAAUGCAUCAGGCUCUGGAUGCUGCGUUUCAGCAUCAUGACGCUGACUUGCAGAAGAGAUCAGUAAAGAGUGGAGAAAGGGUCAACGGAUACACUUAGAAAUUAUCAAAUAUAGAAUCUCUCUUUCAAUUCCCUCACUGAGUGUUCGUCUUCAAAUGAAAUUUUGCGGCGGACAGCCAUCAUCAUGUGUUGGACAAUAUUUAAUCUAUUGCCUUCAGUAGUAAAUAAUGGUAAUUUUUCAUUUUAUAAUCCAUACUAAUUAUUUCUCCAUAUAUAGAUAGAAUAAACAUUAUAAUUGUAUUGUAAUAGCCACGCUGACUUUAUAUUUAUAUAUAUAUUACGGGAAGUUACAGAAUAUUUAUCUUCA
Cucumis melo (muskmelon) is the source of this 7758-nucleotide messenger RNA. RefSeq names its product general transcription and DNA repair factor IIH subunit TFB1-1-like. Gene Ontology annotation, biological process: transcription by RNA polymerase I; transcription by RNA polymerase II; nucleotide-excision repair. Bases 5946 to 7490 code for a protein of 514 amino acids. Lineage: Eukaryota; Viridiplantae; Streptophyta; Magnoliopsida; Cucurbitales; Cucurbitaceae. The record is from RefSeq and is a predicted model, not a curated record. Gene Ontology annotation, cellular component: transcription factor TFIIH holo complex; transcription factor TFIIH core complex. The transcript has 22 exons.